AUGGAGUCCCGUCCAGCCCUUCGCCUACUGCUGCUGCUCCUCUGGGGGGUCCUGGCCCCCGCUGUGCUCACAGCAGGGGGCCCGCAGGAGCCGGCGCCAACGCUGUGGAACGAGCCCGCCGAGCUGCCCUCGGGAGAAGGCCCCGCGGAGAGCACGAGCCCCUCCUGGGAGCCCGCGGCCACCGGCGUCCCGGCCUUCACCGCCGCGCCGGGCCCUGAGGACAGCACAGCACAGGAGCAGCUGGACCAGGGCGGCGGCGCGCUGGGACCCGGCGCCAUCGCCGCCAUUGUCAUCGCUGCCCUGCUGGCCACCUGCGUGGUGCUGGCGCUCGUGGUCGUCGCGCUGAGGAAGUUUUCCGCCUCCUGA
Echinops telfairi (small Madagascar hedgehog) is the source of this 366-nucleotide messenger RNA. RefSeq names its product secondary ossification center associated regulator of chondrocyte maturation (gene SNORC). The transcript has 3 exons. The record is from RefSeq and is a predicted model, not a curated record. NCBI's taxonomy places the organism in Eukaryota, Metazoa, Chordata, Mammalia, Afrosoricida, Tenrecidae. Gene Ontology annotation, cellular component: cell periphery. Bases 1 to 366 code for a protein of 121 amino acids. Gene Ontology annotation, biological process: cartilage development.